CAUAUAAGUUGGAACUCUUGUGUUUCCCCAGGUUCUCUGCUGCUGCUUCCCUUAAACCAUGAUGCUCCAGGCGGCUGUGCUCAGUGUCCUCUUCUUCUCAGUCUACAGUUUUACUAUACAGGCUUCCUUUGAAAAGCGUGAGGAGAACUCUGGCAACACCAUUGAGGAUGACGAUUUCAGUGUGUCCACCCUGUUGGAGAAGGCCAAUGUUAAUCUUGGAAAGAACUUUGAUGACCCUCUGGUGUUAUUUGGAGACAUAGCAGUACCAACAGGUCUACAGAACGCUGAUCCCUGCACAGCACGAGGUUGCCUGUGGCCUAAAGCCACCGACGGCAAUGUCUACGUACCCUACACCAUCUCAGACGAGUACUCCACACGCGAGAGAGAAACCAUCGUCGAAGGCCUGCGGUCAUUUGCUGAGUCCACUUGCAUCCGCUUCACCCCCUUGGCUAACGGACAAAGGGACUUUGUUGACAUACAGUCUCGCCAAGGGUGUUUCUCAUUUGUUGGACGUCGUGGUAGAGGCCAGGUAGUGUCUUUGAUGCGCCAGGGCUGUGUUUUCCGGCAGAUCAUCCAACACGAGCUGCUCCACGCCCUGGGCUUCAACCAUGAACAGACUCGGUCCGACAGGGACGAGCAUGUUAGCAUUCAGCUGCAGAACGUCAUUCCUGGCAUGGAGCACAAUUUCAGGAAGAUCGAAACAAGGAACCUUGGCACUCCCUAUGACUACGGCUCUGUCAUGCACUACGGAAGGUUUGCCUUCUCUAGUAACAGGCAGCCAACCAUCAUUCCUAUCCCCGACAACAAUGUAGUCAUUGGCAGAGCCACCCAGAUGAGUCCUACUGACAUCCUUCGGGUGAACCGCCUGUAUGGCUGCAAUUCGACUGUUUCCAGACGUGACCUGAAACCUGUGCAAAGAAAGCACUUCCUCUAGAAAUGAAAGAAAUCCAGAGCAAAUGAGGCAAACUGAUGCAACGUUGUACAAGCAAAACCAGAAAUGCAUCUUGUGCUUAAUGAAUGUGCUUUUAUUCAGAAUUUGAUUAAAUUAGCUUGCAUGCUGUCCUAAUAAGAAAUGAAGUGUCCAGUGACAUCAUCAUAAAUGUACACUUACAUGAAUAACUGCUUGUGAGCUUGAUUAUAUACUAAUAAAUAAAACAUGCUUAUUCAAAUCA
This is a messenger RNA of Perca fluviatilis (European perch), 1172 nucleotides long. RefSeq names its product low choriolytic enzyme-like. The coding region runs from base 59 to 934 and encodes 291 amino acids. Gene Ontology annotation, molecular function: metalloendopeptidase activity; zinc ion binding. Gene Ontology annotation, biological process: proteolysis. The transcript has 10 exons. NCBI's taxonomy places the organism in Eukaryota, Metazoa, Chordata, Actinopteri, Perciformes, Percidae. The record is from RefSeq and is a predicted model, not a curated record.